This is a messenger RNA of Lutzomyia longipalpis, 361 nucleotides long. RefSeq names its product diphthamide biosynthesis protein 3 (gene Dph3). The transcript is spliced from 3 exons. The record is from RefSeq and is a predicted model, not a curated record. Lineage: Eukaryota; Metazoa; Arthropoda; Insecta; Diptera; Psychodidae. The coding region runs from base 3 to 260 and encodes 85 amino acids. Gene Ontology annotation, biological process: protein histidyl modification to diphthamide. Gene Ontology annotation, molecular function: metal ion binding.
AAAUGAGUGUGUAUCAUGAUGAAAUUGAGAUUGAAGACUUUGAAUAUGAUGAAGCUGAAGAAAUUUACCACUAUCCCUGUCCCUGUGGCGAUAGAUUUGAAAUUUCCAAGGAAGAGCUGAUGGCCGGAGAGGAGACAGCAACGUGUCCAAGUUGCUCCCUUAUCGUGAAAGUUAUCUACAAUCCUGAACAGUUUAGAGCUGAAAACGAGGAAGUAAAUCUGGAUGAGAAGCUAAAGAAUUUGUCACUGGAGAAGAAUUAGAUUUACAGCAACUGGCUGAUAUUUAUUUUGUAUAUAUCUCAUUUUUUAUUACAUUUAAUCAGUAAAAUGUAAGUAAACACAAUAAUUACGAUGAGAUUUUC